This is a messenger RNA of Lactuca saligna, 318 nucleotides long. The record is from the annotation of a GenBank genome assembly. Lineage: Eukaryota; Viridiplantae; Streptophyta; Magnoliopsida; Asterales; Asteraceae.
AUGAAGACAGCAAAAGCCAUGAUUGUAAAGGAUAAGGAUAUUCUUGAUCUUGAGACUAACCGGCCAAUGAAGAUCAUGUUGUGGCCUACUACCUAUCAAGUCAAAGAGAUUCCCAUUCCACAACAUUUUCAGGAGGGAUAUCUUGAUGAUAUGGAGUUUUGGCUUUUGAUGACGAAACAACAACUGCAUCUAUCAAAUGUCAUGGAGGUUGCUGUGAAGGAAUUCACUAGAAUGGUCGCCUCUAUCACAACUGGAAAGCUAUGGAUGGGAUCCAUGGGAAAAGCUAACAUGAAGCUGUCCAAAGUUCCUGAAGAAUGA